Molecule: messenger RNA, 2282 nt
Organism: Micropterus salmoides (largemouth bass)
Lineage: Eukaryota; Metazoa; Chordata; Actinopteri; Centrarchiformes; Centrarchidae
Exons: 5
Coding region: 430-1695 (421 amino acids)
Source: RefSeq, a predicted model, not a curated record
UUUAGGACAGGAGAUUCACAUGUCUACAGCUACUUUUCUAUUGACUUCAUGAAGUACUGGCACUUUCAGAUAGGCCUAUAUGACUUUAUAACCUUUAUGCGUGGACCGCUGAUACAUUAAACUGCUAAUUUUGUGGUGACGCUCUUUAGACACACACAACUUAACUUCAGGCUAGAAAAGAGAUUUGGGGAGUAGAGAGAGAGAGAGAGAGAGAGAGAGAGGGAGAGAGAGGGAGAGAGAGCGUGCUUCUAGGGGAGCAGGGAGGACGCGUGUGGCAAGUCGCAGCUGGUUCGGCUGUGUGCAUGGAUGUAAAGCCUGCGCCUCUCUUUCAGUGAAUGGAAGAUAAUGAAGGGAUAAUUGACGAGGGAGGAUACAGCUGCUGGCGAAACAUAGCCUGGGACACAUUACUGUAUAAUUUCUGCUCGCGGUAUGGACGGGCUGCAGGCAGACAAUGCUGGAGUUGGUGACAUCGGGGGAAACGCGGAGGAAAGGUACCGCGCGCUGGCCUAUGACACUGCUCUGAGCACCUUGGUGGCAGUGGCCGUGUACGUGGUGGUGAAAGUGAGCCUGGACGGCAUCAGGCAGUGGCGGGCCAGGAUCUCGGUGCUCAUCGUGGGUUCGGGACCCGUGGGGCUAACGGCCGCGCUGGUCGCUGUCCGCUCCGGUAAGGUGCUGAAACUGACCGUGCUGGAUGAGAGGUACCGGACUGCCCUGCUCUGCCGGCCCCAGCAGAUCGCCCUGGAUCCCCGCAGUGUGAAGUUUCUGCUGGGACUCGGGGUGGACUUUGAUAACAUGGAGGGCUGCUGGCACAACGAGCAUUUCUUCACCAGGAUAGGAGUGUUUCAGGAGUACCUGCUGAGCAUCCUGGAGCAGAAGAAACAGAAAGUGGACGUCAAGGUGCAGCUGGGAACCAAGUUUACAGAGGAAUACCUGCGGCGGAUCCCGCACAAUGACUGGCCACGUGUGAUCGUGGUGGCUGACGGGUCGUGUGGCGAGUCCUGCUCGGUGCUGGGCAUCAGCUCUGACUACACUGUGGAGUCCUGCCAUGCCUAUGGAGCUAAUGCAACUAUAGAGAGACUAGACCAGAGACAGGUACCCACUCCGGAGAUCCGUGCCCAUAGCCUCUACUUCGACCUGUCCGCUUACGGAGUGGAAGCCCUCCGAGAGCACCGGAAUCCCUCGGCCAAACCUGGCUUCCACCUGAAGAUCUAUGGUACCUUCAGAAACCGCUACAUGGCCCUCGUCUGUCCCGUCUCUGAUACCAAGAUGGUUCGCUUCCUCAGGCACACGGCUAACUCCUCUAUCAUGAAGAACAUUUUCCACCAGUCCUUUAAUGCCUAUAAGACGGACAUAGAGCCCCGUCUCAACGACGUGACGCUCCAUCACAUGCAUUGCAGCCGCCGUCUGUUUGAGAUUCAGUUAUCACACAGACGCAUCAGCGCUGCCUACAUAGAAGGAGACAAUGUGGCAGUCACUGUGGAGGGGGAGGCAGCACGCGUCCUCAACUUUGACACAGGUUGUGGGGUGAAUCUAGGUAUGCAGGGUCUAGAGUCAAUGGCGACGUUUAUUUACCGGACAGCCACCGCUGUGGACCAGAAUGAUAUUCUAGAGGCACUGUCAUUUAAGAUGAGGCACUCCAGACAGGUGGCAGAGACCUUCAAGCAGACAGGCCUGGCUGAAUCAAUGUAUGAAUAAAACAGGAGGAAUACUUGGCAGUACAUAAUGCCACCUAGUGGAAAGUGGUGGUGGAUUAUUUGUGUUUACAAUGAAUGUUUACAGUGAAUCAUGAUGAGUCUGAUGCUGAAAUGGACCACUGAUGGUUAGAUACUGAAUGGAGAUGAAUGAGCUGUGAACAGAUGGAUAAUGGAUGUAAACAUAUGACCAUAAGUUUUUGUGACACACAGUGAGUGGAUCUACCCAUAAUGGAUGGAGCAAGAAUAACCAAAGUCACAUUAAGUACAAUAUUUUCAGUUUGCAAAAUUUGUUACUACAGAAAACUCUAGCAGAAAGAGAUGCAUAAUCUCUUAUGGUUGCAGUGACACAAUACGCAUUGUGUACUAAUGCACCGCACUCUGGAUUUCUCUGUAAAGUUUGAGAAUGUACGGGAAAGAAAUCUAGCCCUAAGAGACUAAGAGUAGUUGGAAUAAAUGAAAAUCUGGUGAUUGUCACCAUUUCCAUGGUGUUCUCCUUUUAUUAGGGAAAGAAUUAACUUGAUUUUCAAAAUCUAGCCAAUUGUUCUCUCUGGACAUUGCAUCAAUGGUGCUAGAUGAUAAAAUGAGACU